Molecule: messenger RNA, 958 nt
Organism: Capsicum annuum
Lineage: Eukaryota; Viridiplantae; Streptophyta; Magnoliopsida; Solanales; Solanaceae
Product: pre-mRNA-processing protein 40A-like
Exons: 5
Coding region: 446-943 (165 amino acids)
Biological process (GO): mRNA cis splicing, via spliceosome
Cellular component (GO): U1 snRNP; U2-type prespliceosome
Molecular function (GO): RNA binding
Source: RefSeq, a predicted model, not a curated record
GAUGGUGAGAGUUAUACAUAAACUCAGAUGCUGAAAAUAUUUUCUUUUUCCCUUGUAAGAUAAAGAUGUCAACUUCUAUCUUUAAAGUUUGUAUUACUGUUUGUGUGCAUAAAUGAUUCUUAUUAAGUAAAUAUAACGAAAGUGCUGUUAACAGAGAUGCUAUCCAUUUUUAUUUAUUCACUUUUUUUCUAUUAUCCAAACAGGGGUGCUUGAUUUUUCCUUCAAUUUAACCUGAUCAGUGCAAUUAAGUUUAUGUGUCAAGUGUCUUGUGAUAUUGUAGAUGACUUUGAACAAGUGGAGAAAUAUUGGUAUUCAUGAAAGAAAUUUCAUCCCCAUCACCCUGCUUGUAAUUUAUAGACUUUAUGGUAACUCAAAUGCAUGGACAAGUCUCCAUUUGGUAUCCUAUUUUUGUUACUGAUAAGCAUUCUGAAUUUGUGUUACUUGUAUGUUGCUUCAGUAUCUUGAUGACAAGUCACAAAUUAAAGAUGCAGUUAGGAUGGCCGAGAUUGGAUUGACAUCAGCCUGGACGCUUGAUGAUUUUAAGGUUGCAAUCGCCAAGUAUAUUAGCUCUCCACCAAUGUCAGAUACCAACUUAAAGUUUUUCUUUGAGGAGUUACUGGAAAGAGCCAGGGAGAAAGAAGAAAAAGAAGCUAAAAAGCAUAAACGUCUAGCAGAUGAGUUCUAUGAAUUUCUUCAUGCAUCAAAGGAAAUUACUGAAUCAUCGAAAUGGGAGGACUGCAAAUCCCUCUUCGGAGAUAGAAUAAUGGGUGAUGAGGGCUUGCUGCUUGAAAUAUUUAACAAAUUUGUUAAUGAACUAAAAGAGAAGGAACGCAAGCGUCAAGAGGAUAAGGUACUUGAAUUACUACAAACCCUUAUUCUUCUGCUACUUUCGGGUGGGGGUAGUAGAUGUGUGGAUGUGAUUGUGGUUGAUAUUGUUCUGUGAAAAUUUUGACUUUUU